AUGACAGUACUCACUAAAGUACAACGGGACACUUUCAUUAAGUUCAAAGAGCGGUUUCCGACUCGAGGGCUGCCUCUGGCGAAGCGAAUGUAUCCCGAGGAGUUCGCUGACGUCACUAGUCACGACUGGAGUCGGCUUGUACAUGAAUUAGGGUAUAGCCGAAGUGGUGACAAGCGAGCAAAGAUCACUUCCAGGGAUAGCUCUAGAACGAGGCGUAACACUCAAGAGGCGUCUGAUGAACGCACCCCGACGAGCAUUGCUAGCGAUGAACGGCGUCAAAGUGCCACAAGCGAGCCGGGACCGCUAUCUGAUGGAGCUCGUGACAGCCAGGGUUCGAGUAACAAUAUUGAGGACGCUGGCAACCCUUCCACUGCUCAACCAGCAACUCCCUACAUGAAGUUCCUAACAACACGGCAUCGGGAGCUCAGAGAACAAGGUGUAUUGAAGCUUAUCACACCGCGAGAAAUCACCGCCACUAUUCUUUGCGAAUGGGGAGCAAUGACCGAGGAGCAGCGGACGUCAUAUGAGGCUCCUCCCACCACUGCGAUUAAAGCAGAAGCACUUGCUGAGUCUGCUGUGGAUGACGAUGAUUGUGCAGAAGCGGAGGUGGUGUUUGUUGAAGGCGGCUCGCGGGAGGGUGGUGGCAACCCAGUGGUCUCGACAGCUGAUUAUAUCAUUCCAGCACAACUAUGCUCUGAUGAAGACUAGUACAUU
Molecule: messenger RNA, 714 nt
Organism: Perkinsus marinus ATCC 50983
Lineage: Eukaryota; Perkinsozoa; Perkinsida; Perkinsidae
Exons: 5
Coding region: 1-708 (235 amino acids)
Source: RefSeq, a predicted model, not a curated record